GACAACUAAACCCUAAUGACCCAUCUCGGGCUAACCCUAAUCUCACGGGCUCUCAGCAGUCCGAAGUUGUUUGCUCCAGAACAGGGAAUCCGUACCUUCACUAGAUCCAAGUAGAAGCGCGUCACCGCUGCUAGAUGCCAGCCCGCUGUCACUGGCGAGCAGAGGCCGUGCUGUCAGCGCAUUGCCUAGGUGGACGUUAUCGCAACCCCCAGGAGCCUCUCCGCGUGCCUUGAUCCUCCUUUUUAGUCCCCACUACCUCUCUUCAGACUGCCCUUCCUCCUCUUAUUGGGACGUGCCUCUCACGGCGAGCCCUGCAUUCCAACAUUCGUCUCCUCUGCUUCUCUCCCCACCUGUCCCCAUCCCCCUCGUGGGUGCUCAGCUUACCACUGCCGUCGCCAUCCCCCUCUCCACCCGCUGUCGUCAGUCUCUCCUAGCCUGCGCGCUGCCAGCUCAGCCGUAUUGGGGAUCCGCUCCUCGUCCGUCCCACCCGCGCUUCUCACACCUCCCUCUGCGCCUAGACCCCAUUCAGUGCGCCCGGUGCCGUGACUGCGAGCGGUGAAGCAUGCAUGGGUCGACCGGGCAACAUGGUGCUCUCAGCGUGGUACGCGGACGUGUCGCGCUCGCUGCCCCUGGCCGCCUUUGGAGUGCCGCCCAUGCCGCUGCCUGGCGAGCCCGCGUGGUUCGGCGUGAUGCGCCUCGUGUACACGUUCCUCCAUGAAAAGGCCUUCAUCAAUCUCUGCAAGGCUGGCGAUCUGCCCUCUUCGCCCCCGCACGGCUUCCCGUCCACCCCACCCUCACCAGCCGCAGCCCUUGCGCCAGGCUCUUCGCCAGCCCUCCUAGCACCAGCUUCGCUAUCAGCCUCGUCAACGCCAUCAGCGCCAUCAGCACCCCGACCACCAGUCAACCCCGCCACCCCCACCGUACCUGCAUGCCCUGCUCCCCCCCUGCACGGCCGGCGGGUGGUGGUGGUGGGCGCGGGGCCGGCGGGGCUGACAGCGGCGCGGCACCUGGUGCGUCUGGGCGCGCAGGUAGUGGUGCUGGAGGCGCGGGAGCGCGUGGGCGGGCGCGUGCACACGGACUGGACGUCGCUGUCCGUGCCCGUGGACCUGGGGGCCAGCAUCAUCACGGGUGCUGCGCCCGACGUGCACGGCAACCUGCCCCCGGACCUGUCGGCGCUGCUGUGCCAGCAGGCGGGGCUGCCGUGCGUGGUGCUGCGCGACGCUUGCCCGCUGUACGACGCGGUGAGCGGUGGCAAGGUGGCGGUGGACGUGGACGCGCGCGUGGAGCGGCAGUUCAACCGCCUGCUGGACGACCUCGCCGCUGUGGCGGCGCAGCAGGGGCAGGCCGCCGUGCACAUGUCCAUGGCGCAGGGCGUCAUGCACACACUGGGGGAGGGGUUUGGGCGGGAGAACCUGCAAGGCGUGGGGGGGUCGCUGGUGGAGGGGCAGGGGCAGGAGAGGCGGGGGGAAAGGGAGGAGGGGCGUGGUGGCGUGGAGGGAGAGGGUGGAGGGAAGGGAGAGAAGGAUGGCGCUGGAAGGGAGGCAUGCGCAGAGGACUGUAGCGGCAACAGGGAGGAGGGAAGCAGGGAAGGGGCGGGGAGGAGUGGAAGGAAGGGGGGAGCGGGUGGGCAGGCACACAGGGCUGGCAUGACUAGCAGCCAGAGCAACGAUGGCGACAAUGGCGGUGGCGGCGGUGGCGUGUGUGACGCCGCGUUGUGUGGAGGAGCGUCUGCUCUGAGUAUCAUCACGGGAGGCAGGUGGAACGGCGGCGCUAUGGCCGCCACGGGUGGCAGUGCGGCGGCAGAGGAGAGGGAAGGGGCUGGUGGGCAGCUCCAGGCGCAGGGUGUGGGGGUGAGGGACGGCGCUGGGGUGCAAGAGGAGCAGCAGGCCAGGGCAGAUGGGAGGGCGGAGGUGAUGGUCGAAGGAGAAGAGAAGCAGGAGGUGGAGGAGGCAGGAGACAAUGGGAGAGAAGGCCGAGAAUUGAAGGAGGAGGUCGAAGGGAAGGUGGGCAUGGUGGAUGGGGAAGGCAGAGGAGCGUGGGGGACGGAGGUGACGAGGGGUAGGAGCGCAGGUGAGGAGGGGAGAAUGCAAGAGGAGGCAGACGGAGGGGCGUGUGGGCAGGAGGAAACGCUAGCGGGGCAGGAGGUAAAACAACAGGAGCAGGAGAAAAAACAAGAGCAGCAGGAGGAGGAAAAACAAGAGGUUCAGGUGGAAAAGCAUGAGGAGCAGGAGCAAAAGCUAGAGGAGCGGGAGGAGAAACACGAGGAGCAUCAGGCAGCAACGGAGGGGGAGAGGGUAGUAGCUGUGAUGGCCGAGGUGAGCAGCGCGGGUGAGGGUGGGGGCGAGCAGCCGUGUGCACACUCCGUGGCACAUGCUGAGGAGAGCGCGGCGAGACAGGUGAGGGGAGGGGCGCGUGCACGGCAAGUGGAGCGAGAGACAGACCCGUGUGGCGGUGGAGGGAAUGCGUGGGACAGCAGGGAGGGCGGCUGCCAGAGCACGGAAGGGUGUGGCGGAGUGCAGGAGAGCAAAGACAACUCGGCUGAGGGGCUGAGGUGGAUGGGGAAGAGGAAGCGAGCAGGGAUGGAGCCAACAGACUCUGGACACGUGGCAGCCUUGGGUGGGCAAGGAGGGCCGGACGCAGUGAGAGGGCGAGGGGCGGUGAUGGCGAGGGAGCGGGGCAGCAAGAGAGCGAGGAGAGAAGCGGGUGAGGUCGGGGGGGCACACGCUGGAAACGGGGCAGAACCAACGGCGGAGGGGGGAUCGGGCGAGGGGAGGGCGGCAAAUAGGAGCGGGGAGAAGGGAAGCGUUAGAGGGGUUACGGAGGUGAGGACUAGGGCCCAAGCAAGGCGGGCAGGGAGAUUGAAGGAGGAGCAAGGGGUGUGUGGGGAAGCGAGGGUUGGUGGGGAUGGAGAGGAAGGAGCAGCACAGGGGAAGGAAGCUAGCAAACAGGUGAAGGCAGAGAGUGCACUCAGAGAGAGUGUGCAUGGGCAGGGGGGGGAGCAGUCGAUGGAGAGGACGAGAGGGCCGAUGACUCGAAGGCAGAGCAGGGACGCAGCAGAGAGCGACAGGGAGAGGGAAGGGCUUAGGGAGAAGGGGUGGGAGGCAACAAGGCAGGGGGCGAGCGGGCAGGCAGAGGAAGCAGUGAGGGCGGGCAGGGCGUCUAGUGAAGAAGGGGCGAAGCGGAGUGCUGAAGGGGAGGGAGCAGGGAAGGGGAUGGCGGCAGCGGGCAGUGGCAAGGCUGUGAGGGACGUGCGGCGGCGGUCCAUAGCGGACCUGGUGGCGGGGCUGGACAGCAAGGACAGAAAGGGCAAUGGGGAGGGCGGCAAGGGCAAGAGCUGGAGGGAGCAGGAACGGCGGGAGGUGGAGCGGCGGGUGCUGGGGUGGCACUUUGCAAACCUGGAAUACGGGUGUGCCACGGACCUCACGCGCCUGUCGCUGCCCUUCUGGAACCAGGACGACGCGUUUGGUGGGUUUGGCGGGCCCCACUGCAUGGUGAAGGGCGGCUUCGCACACGCCAUGACGCAGCUUGCUGAGGGCGUGGACGUGCGCCUGGGGCAGCAGGUCACCCACGUGGCCUGGGGGGGUGGGGAGGGGGAAGGGGGUGCUGGGGGGAAGGCGGACGAGCGGGGGGGAGGGUUGGAGGGAGGAGGGAGUGAGAAGCCGUGUGGGUGUGUGGCAGGGGCGAAGGGCUGUUGUGUUUCCUCAAGGUGCUGUGGCGCAGGCACGGGUGCGAGCAUGCACGAGGCUGGGGUCAACGGAGCAGCGGCAGACAUGGGGAAAGUAAAGGGGAUGGCAGACACGCAGCAGACUCAUGCGGGCACCAACGGCCAUGCAGCAGCAGCAGCAGCAGCAGCAGGAGCGGUGCAUGUGCGCACGGCGUCAGGAGAGGUGUUCCCGUGCGACGCUGCUCUCAUCACAGUUCCCCUGGGGUGCCUCAAGGCCAAGGCAGUGGCGUUCUCGCCCGCGCUGCCGGCGUGGAAGGCGCGCGCCAUAGAGCGGCUGGGGUUUGGCACGAUCAACAAGGUGAUUCUGGAGUUCGACCGCGCCUUCUGGGACCCCCAUGUUGACUACUUCGGCGCUGUGGGCCAGCCGCAGCCCGCGCAGCGCGGCAACUGCUUCCUCUUCUGGAACCUGCAGCGCACGUGUGGCGCCCCCGUGCUCGCCGCUCUCGUGCGGAAGGAGCGGGUGGUUCAGCAUGCGCUGAAUGUGCUCAAGACAAUAUUCGGCCGCCGCAAUGUGCCCAAACCCAAAGCAGCAGCUGUCACCUUCUGGGGCUCCGACCCUUUCAGCUUGGGCGCCUACUCGUACGUGCCGGUGGGUGCGUCGGGGCGAGACUACGACCUGCUGGCUCGGCCGGUGCAGGCGCGGCUGUUCUUCGCGGGGGAGGCCACGAGCAGGGAGCACCCCGACACCGUGGGGGGCGCCAUGCUCAGCGGCAGGCGCGAGGCGGUGAGGAUUGCAGGCGUGCUGCAGGGAGCGGGCGAUGUGUGGGAGCGAGCAGAGGCUCUUGCUGCUGCGGUGGCGCACAGGCAGACCGAUGAGGAGCGCGAGGAGGGCGGGGGAGAGCAAGCGCGGAAACAGCGAGAGAGGGAGAGCACACGACAUCCCUGGGCGGACCUAGACAUAGGGCACAGUGCGUGUGUGCAGACGGGGGUAGAGGAGCGGAAGGCAACGGAGGGGGCUGGAGGAGAAGCAGCGCAGGAGAGAGGAGAUGAGCACGUGGGGGCGAAGGGCGAGGCAGGUGUGGCGGAGGUGAGUGUGCAGGUGGAUGAGGGGGAGGCAAGGAAAGGGCACGAUGGUCCAGGGGAGACAGGGAAGCUGAGAGAAGAGGCGGAGACAGGGAAGGAGGGGGAUCCAGGAGGAGUGACCCCACAUGCCGUGCGCAAGGGUAAUGGAUCGGGUUCUGUGGCACAGGGGGUGCAGGCGAAACGGGAGGAAGGCAAAGGGGGGGAGCUGCCAAGAAGGGUGCUGGAGGCAGUGGCGGGCAGCAGAGCGGGGCUGGAGCGAAUCAGAGAGUGGAUGACGGAGUCCCUGCACUGCAGCAGCUCUCAGGUGCUCUCGGCCUCUCUCCGCCUGCUGCUUGCUGCUGCCACCUGCCCUCGAUGUGUGCGCAGCUCAGGAGUGGCGUCGGCUGUGCGUGCUGUACUCGUGUCGCCCCGUGUGGGGCGCGAGGUGCGGUCGCUGGCGUCACGCCUACUGCGCCUGUGGCAUGUGCUGGACCAUGGCCCUGGGGGCCCUGCUGCUGCUACACGGGGGGGUGCACGCGGUGAUGGAGGGCAGGGAGAGGGGCAGGCGGGAGGACAGGGAGGAGGUGAGGAAGGAGGGAAAGGAGCCAAGGGGAGUAAAGGGCAGAGCCAUGUGAAUGGGCUGGAUGCUGGGGUGGUAGCUGGAGGGAGCCCUCAAUAUCCGCAUACUGGCCGUCAGACAGCCUCUGGUGCCACGCCUGCUGCUGCCCCUCUUCCUCCUUCUCUGCAGGAUGCAACGGCAGCUGGCAGCACGUGUACCAUUGCAGGCCGUGGUGAAGGGCCAGGUGAAGCAAGCACGCCCGCGACUAAGUCGGCAUGUCUGGAGGCACCUCAAAGCAUGGCUCAUGACACGUGGGGGGGGAGCAGGGCAGUAGAGGCAGUCGGGGGGAUGGGAACAAGAACCGGAGUAGCAAUGACAGUCGUUGCCGUGGCAUUGGAAGCUGCCAGACGAGCAGCUGAGGCGCUGGCAGCAGGCGAAGUGCAGGCAGGCAAGCCAGCCAGCGUGGCAGCCCAACUGUCCCCAGCAGCUGGUGGCAGCAGCGGUGCGGCAUCAGCUGGCACCCCAUCGGCAUCGGUAGUGCAGCGCAAGCAGCAGGUUACUGGCAUGCGCAGCCAGCGGCAAUCACCCGUGGCAGGUGGGGCUAUUGGGGCGGAUGGCGGAGUAGGCAGCAUGGAGAAUGGCCGGGGCACGCUAGUGGGGGAGGAGGGCAGGAGAUGGCCGGGGCUAGAUGUGAGUGGGGAAGGAGGAGCGGAUAUGGAGGAAGCUCUAGAGAGCAACAGGGGGGAUGCAGCACACAAGAGGAGGAAGCUGAUGCAGCCAGUCAUUGGUGCGGUGCCAAGUGGAGUUGGCUUGUCAGGCGAUUCACUGCAUCUGAAUGGCAGGGGGGAUGGUGAGAGCGAGUGCGAGAGUGAGGAGAAGCAGAGAGGCGCAUGUGAGGGCGGGGUGAGAACAAGGGCCCAAGCACGGGCGUCUGGGCGAGUUGUGAGUAAGGAAGGCGGCUUGGAGUCCGAUGCUGCAGCAGUUACUGGCGUGGAUGAUGGGAAGGGGUGUGUUGUGAGGGGUGGUGCAGUUGGCAUGGUAGUGGGUGUCGGCAGGCCCGGUGUUUCUGUAGAGGAGUGCAGAGCAGCUGUGGGAGUGUAUGUGACGUCGCUGCUGGAGCCAGUGAGGGACAAGCAGAGGGUGACACGGCAGCAAGUGAGGGAGAUCAGUCGCAAGGCAACAGACGAGGUGAUGGAAAGUGCUGAUGUGGAAGGGUGUAUCAGCCUUCACGACGCGUCUCUCUCGCCCCACCUCAAGUCAAAGAUUCGCUUUUCUGUCGACAAGUACGUGAAGAUGUUCACUGACUCAUCCAGAGCGGACACAGAAUCACAACGGGCGAAGAGGAAAAGCUUACCUUAGCUUAGAUUCACCUGAUGGCGCCGUGUCAAUUUGUCAUAUUGAUUCCUGAUUUUGCAGUGUUGAAUUAAAAUUUCAAUUUUAUU
Closterium sp. NIES-67 is the source of this 6727-nucleotide messenger RNA. The record is from the annotation of a GenBank genome assembly. Lineage: Eukaryota; Viridiplantae; Streptophyta; Zygnematophyceae; Desmidiales; Closteriaceae.